GGCGUCCGCCACCCCGGCCUGCGCGUCACCCUCGACCAGACUUUCGCCUCGAUGCACGCCGUCUCUGCGCACGUCGGCAAGGGACUCUACGAGCAGGUCGUUCUCUCCAAGGCGCCGCGCUGGUCGCGCUCCUUCCUGCGCGCCAUCGCCCCGUGCGCCGUCUGGCUCGCUGCGUGGCUGGUUGUCGCGCUGGCAUUCCGCCCGCCCUCCGCCGCCGAGCGGCACGCGCCGCACUGCGCCGUGCUGGACAGGCUCGACAACGUCGGCAAGGCGGGGCGGAUGCGAGGCGACCUCUUCGUCUUCUUUGCCGAGCACGACGAGAUGAUGCCGCACCAUUUCGCCGAGCGAUUGCUCGCCGCCCGCUACGGCCGGAGCCAGCCCGAGUUGCUCCAGGCGCGCUCGCUCUGCGUGCCGGGCGGGCACUGCUCCUUUUUCGGAGAUGUGCCCGAGCUGCGCGCGCGCUACAAGGCCUACCUCAACCAGAGCGGCUUCCUGCCCUGACGCGCCGCUGCGGCCCCUCCGCACGCCCCCCCCCGGGCUCCUUGGCGCGCCGCCCUUGCGACGCAGUGUGAGAGACGGUCAGUUGAAUGUGAGCGGCAGCAUUGGCGGCGCCGGUCCUCCUAGCUCCUUUUCUCCCAGUAGACCGUCAGGGGUAAUCGUUCCGUUCAUCCGCACUGUUUGCUGGCCCCAGUGAUAUGUAUUUAAGUAAAAAA
Messenger RNA from Emiliania huxleyi CCMP1516, 713 nucleotides. RefSeq lists its product as hypothetical. The transcript has 8 exons. NCBI's taxonomy places the organism in Eukaryota, Haptophyta, Isochrysidales, Noelaerhabdaceae. The record is from RefSeq and is a predicted model, not a curated record. The annotation marks the transcript as partial.